GUUGCUUUAUAAGUGAUUUUUGUUUAGAGGCGACUCAGCAGAGAGAUAAUCAGGACAAUUACCAAGACACUCUUCCGUUUUCCUUUGCUCGAGGAGGAGGAAUUAGAGUUGAAUGGUUCCGAUCUACAACUCAGCAAAUCAGACAGUGAAAUAGAUUCUGCCAACGAAAAUCAAUCCCCAAAUAUCGAAAGAUUGUCCCCUAGAGAAACUGAUCUCACACAUUUCUCCAAUUAAUUCAGACUCAGAAAUAUUCAACCAGAAAGGUGUGCAUCAAACCAUGAUGGAAUUGGAACAAGAUAACAGCAAUUAUUCACACGAAACAGCUGAUAACCCAGAUGAUCAUUACCUGAUAGCGGUGGCAGGGUCAAGAGAGGGGCGAUCAUCACGUGCUACAGAUGCUGACGACUCUUCUCUUGGUGACAUUGGGGAGGACCAGGAGGAGGAGGAGGAGGAGAGUGACGGGGACUAUAUCGAACUACCUGCUCUGACGAAACCCUCACCUCAAACUUUCGAUCAUCCGAUAAGUAAGUAUGAUGGUCUAGCAGUAGCGAAAGACAUGGCAAAGAACGACGUCAUUCGUAAAUCAGAGGAGAAGAAUAAAGUUAGGGGCAGGUCAAACAGCUUGUUUAAGAUUCUGGGCAGGAGACAAAAGUUAGUUGAGGAAGCAGAGCAGAAGAGAGACCAAGAAAAACUUGAAGAGGGUUCCCAGGAAGAGCCUCUCUCUCCGAUCCCGAAAAAGGCUAAAAGCAAUAAAAAGUCACUACAAAACGAGAAACAAGCUAACAGACCUCGUAGAAAUAGUUUAUUUCAAAAGCUUGGGAUCCGCAGAAAGCUCGAGGAGGAUUUCACAGCAAUGGAACAAUUAGAUGAGGAUAAAACUCCAGUAGAUGAACUGACUGAUGAAUGUCCGGUCCUCCCAUCAUGCUCCAUGAAGAGCAAAGAGAUUUGAUCAAGCCUAAAGGGUUCGCUGGAUUCGGACGGCGGAACAGUCUGUUUAAGAAGCUGGAGAAACGACAGAAGAAAAUGGAUAAUCCGGAUGAUGUCUUGAAUAAGAAUACUAUGAUGGUAUUCAACCCAUUGAUAGAGUUCAAGGAAAUGGCAAAAGCAGAUAUCGUAAAAUACGAGGAGACUUUUCACGUGUUUGAUGCUGACGAUGACGGUCUCUUAACUCUCGAGGAGAUCAAGGGUGCGAUGAGGACGUUAGGGACUGUUAUGACUCACAUGGAAUUUAAAAACAUUAUAAAGGAGCUGGAUACUGAUGGUGAUAAGAUGCUUGAUUUAAGAGAGUUCAUCUGCAUAUAUCAGAAGAUAAGGUCAGGGGACGGAUCAGACAGCCUCAAAAAGUUGGUGGACGAGAUUGAAGUAGCCACUGUUGGAGUUGGUGGUGCGAAGAACUUUUUCGAAGAUAAGGCUGCUCGAACCAAGGAAACUUCUUAUGAAACUGAGUUACGAAUAGAAAGAGAAGAAGCAGUGAAGCAGAAAGAAGCGGAGGAAGAAAAAAGGAAGAAAAUGGCGUCAAAAGCGUCAGUAUUUGGAGACGUGAAAAUGGGAAAGAAGCCCACCCUCACCGAGAAAAGGCCAUCUAAGUUGAAGAUAAAGAAAAUAAAAUCAAAGAGAGACGUUCUAAAAAGCGAUGAUAAUGGAAGUAUGGAAAGACAAUCAUCCACAGUAUCAGUAUCGAGCAGCUCGAGCGCCGGAGGAAUUGAAAGACAGAUUUCAAACAUCAGUAUUUCGAGCAAGUCUUGAACCCUUACUGAAACUUGAACCUAGGUAUAAGAUUUCCCAAAGUUUAUAAAACUGAAUGCGAUUGUACUUCUUUUAAACUUGCAACGGACUGGCCGUUUUGGAAGUGCCAAUUAGGCGUAUUCUAAUGUGAAAUCAUAUCAGUCGAUAACUGUUGUCGAACUCUUAACCUUUCUGAUGAUCAUUUAUCAAUACUUCAAGAGACAGGUCGCUUUGAUUUCUGCUUUUGCGAGACCUUGUCUUGUUUAUAUUCAAUUGCUUGUUGAAUUCUGUAGCGCCAAUUGAAUUAUUAUGUGUUAUGGCUUGUUUUUCAAUUUCAUGAAGUAGAAAGUUUUCAACUUGGGAUAUCGUCUUGAAUAGUGAUUGUUGUACUUUGAUAAGUUGUAUUUUAGAUUCAAGACGGAUAGUGAACAUUAUAGAUUAAUAUCGAAUUGAUGAGUAAAAAGUCUGGAUUAUCAA
Messenger RNA from Bolinopsis microptera, 2202 nucleotides. Its product is annotated as EF-hand domain-containing protein D2 homolog. The record is from RefSeq and is a predicted model, not a curated record. The transcript is spliced from 8 exons. Gene Ontology annotation, molecular function: calcium ion binding. The coding region runs from base 904 to 1746 and encodes 280 amino acids. NCBI's taxonomy places the organism in Eukaryota, Metazoa, Ctenophora, Tentaculata, Lobata, Bolinopsidae.